AGGGGUCGGGAGUGUAGGAGGGGGCUGUUCGACCGACCCUAAGAGGGGCAUGAACAAGGCAGCGUGGACAUGGCAAGGGGCAAGCGUGAGAAUUAACCGCCGCGAUGGCGGUGGCCCUGCCUCCUGCGUGACGUCGAGUUACGUCAUGGGCUGGGCCCUGACCGGCCGGGGCUGCCAAAGGAGCCGCCUGACGGCCGGAGCUGGCAGGUCAGUGCCCCCCUCCGCAGGAUAGCCCACAGCUGGACGGGAAGAGGGGAGCAGCGGAGUGGGGAAUGGGCUGUGAUGGUGCACUGGACAUUGAAAACUUGGUGCACAUUUCCGAAACCUUGGAGAACAUUGUGUCAUCAUGCUUUGGUCCACUGGGAGGUCAGGUGCUGUUCACUAGAGCUACGGGAGACAUCCUCAUCACCAGGGAUGGGGCCACCAUCUUAGAAUCUCUCCUGCUGGAUCAUCCUGCAGCCAGGUGGAUGGUGAACUGUGCUCUGCGCCACCGCCGGCAGACUGGAGACGGAGCCAAGUCCUUCCUGCUGCUGCUUACCGCCUUGCUGCGGGCAGCCCAAACCAAGGGAGCAGGAUUGCGGCAGCAGCUGGCUCGGGGCCUGGCCCAGCUGGAGCGAGACGUGCUGCCGCGGCUACUAGCCCAGGGGCUGGGCCCGCACUGCACCUCGGCCCUCGGCCCAGGACCGGCACAGCCACGGCGGGAGGCGGUGGCCCGCGUGCUGGUGGCCUACCUGUCGGGCCGGGUGGCUGAGGCUCAGGCCCCCCUCCUCACCGGCCUGGCCUGCGAGCUGCUGUGGCGGCUGUCGGACGGAGCGCCAGGCCCAGCACUGGACCUGUGUGUCAGCCACCCAACUGCACUGUUGGUGGUUGCGGGCGGGCUGUCGGUGGGUCACAGCCAGGUGCUGGAGGGGCUGCCGCUGAGCCGGGGGCUGGCUGUGCACAGAUGCCUGGGCCCCACCAAAGCCCUGCUGCUGUCGGGUAGCCUGGCACCGGCCCUGAGCGAGCCCGGCCUCACCCUGCGGCCCAGCUCAGCUGCCGCACUGGCCGAGGCCCGCCUCUGGGUAGCCAGCCGGCUGGAGCAGGACCUGGCCCGGCUGCGGGCGCUGGACAUCGGCCUGCUGCUUUCGGGGCCCCGGCAGCCAGACCGCGUGCUGGAGGCGGCCGAGGCCAGUGGCCUGGCUCUUGUUCACGGGCUGCCAGAUGACGAGCUAGCUUUGCUGGGGAGGCUGACAGGCACAUGGCCUGUGUCACAGGUGGCUGAGGCCCAGGCGGCCGACACUGUGCAAACCCGCUUCGUGCAGCCCCUGGGCACUGGACCCGGCCCGCAGCUGCUGCUGGGCUUGGCUGGAUGCCGUGACCUGCGGCCCCACUGCCUCCGUCUCUGUGCCCCAAUCCUUGGUCUGGCCCAGCAGCACCGGAAUGCCAUUGCCGGCGCCUACCAGCUGCUGACGCUUCUGCUGCCCAAGCGGGGGGAGCUGUGGUGGGAGGGGUCCAAGGUGGGUGACCCAGGCAGGGAGGCAGCUGAGACAGGGGACCCAGAGACCCCAGGGUGGGAGGAACCAGACCGAGAGGGACUAGACCCUGGGAAGGGCAGUCAGGGUCCAGACCCAGACAACCCAGGGAGGAAGAGAAACAUAGGGUUGAAGGGACCUAACCCAGGGAGCAGGAGGGAAGUCAUCAAGGCUGGGAGCCCAGGAUCGAAAGAUGAGCGAUCCAGCCCAGAGGCCCGGUGGAUGGAAAGGGAGGGAACCAAGGCAGAGGCCCCAGAGAGCAGCAUGAACAGACCUGGUGCAUGGGAGGGACCCUUCCCUGGAGCCCUGGAAAGGAAGAGUGAAGGAGAGAAUCCAGUAGGGGGCCUAAUGGUCCCAGGAAGGGAGGGUGAGAACUCUAACCCAUGUACACUGUGGAGGGAGGGACCUAACUUGGGAGACGGGAUGGUGGGACCCAAUCCUGGGGUCCCUUGGAGAGGGAGGGGGGCACCCUUCCCAGCGACCGCAGGAUUGGAGAGGGAGAGAGAUGAGCCAGAGAACCCAGGGCGGGAGAAAGAGGGAGUCAGUGCUGAUGUCCCAGGAAGAAUGAGGGAGGGAGCCAAACCAGACCCCCCAGGAUGGUGGCAGAGAGAUAAUCCAGAGACCCUAGGGACAGGGAGCAAGGGAUCCAAUGCUGGUCUCUCAAGGAGACAGAGGGAGAGCCAAUGUGCCUCUGACCUGGGAAAAACAGAAGCUCAAAACAAGGGCAAGAAUAGCCUCAGCAUUGAGCGAACACGGAGCGAGCCCUCCAGAGCUGUCCCCAGUCCCCCCACCCCUACACUCUCCCCCGAGCUCCCGUUUACUCACCCUGUCCUAGGCAACAGGGACGCGCCAAGUGAGUGGCAGCUGCCAGCUGGCUGUGUGCUGCCCCCAGGUGGGGCCUUCGAGUUCCUGCUGCACCACCACCUCCAGCAGGAGUGUGCCCGGCAGCUUCAGCCCACCAUGGGGCUAGCUUGCAGGGUGCUGGCACAGGCCCUGCUGAACAUCCCCCUGCACCUCUACCGAGGCCCCAGCCCCGGCAGGGAACUCCUACAGGCCCACACCAAAUUCCUGCAGCAGCUCCGGGAGGGGCAGGUGAUGCCGGGGGAUCAGGGGUCGCUGGAGGUGGUGGCAGCCAAGGUGCAGCUAGUGAGCUCCACCCUGCAGUGCCUGAGGGGCCUGCUGAAGGUGGACAGGGCCGUGGCGGUGCGCGGCAGGCUGGCCAGCAGGGGGAGGGCAGAAGACGAGGACCUGGAGUGAACGGAAACGCCAGCCGCCACUGGGUAGCUUCCCAGUCAGAGACGACUGACACCUGAACCACAGCUUAUUGUGAGCAAGGGUGCCUGUCUCUGAUGGAUCCAGUGCGAGACCUGUGGGACCACACUGGGCACCACAGGUCAGCAGAGCCCGAGAGUGUAACCGGACAAGCAGCAGUUAUAUUCAGCCCAUCUAAACGAUCCAUUAACUCACCGAGCUGCUGUCCUUGCCACAAUAUCUCACAAAUCCAGCUUCAUUGGAUAUUUCUACAGUUCCUACCAAACUUUUGGGGAAAAGAAACAUAUAUGAACUAGUGGCUUAAAAACACCAAAUCUUUUUAUAAUUAAGGCAUCCAGAGAGGUAUGGUUAAAGAGACACAGCAGUGGACACAAAUUGAAAGGCUGACAUGUUGCUUUCACAUGUACUUACACAUUCCAUCCACACAUAGAGACACACAUACACACACACACACACACACAGGCAAAGUUUA
This is a messenger RNA of Hypanus sabinus (Atlantic stingray), 3255 nucleotides long. It is a transcript of the gene bbs10, whose product is annotated as Bardet-Biedl syndrome 10. Gene Ontology annotation, biological process: chaperone-mediated protein complex assembly. The transcript is spliced from 3 exons. The record is from RefSeq and is a predicted model, not a curated record. Gene Ontology annotation, molecular function: ATP binding; ATP-dependent protein folding chaperone. Bases 273 to 2768 code for a protein of 831 amino acids. Lineage: Eukaryota; Metazoa; Chordata; Chondrichthyes; Myliobatiformes; Dasyatidae.